Syngnathoides biaculeatus (alligator pipefish) is the source of this 1833-nucleotide messenger RNA. RefSeq names its product tRNA methyltransferase 10A (gene trmt10a). Lineage: Eukaryota; Metazoa; Chordata; Actinopteri; Syngnathiformes; Syngnathidae. Gene Ontology annotation, cellular component: nucleus; cytosol; nucleoplasm. Gene Ontology annotation, biological process: tRNA N1-guanine methylation. The coding region runs from base 241 to 1197 and encodes 318 amino acids. The transcript has 7 exons. The record is from RefSeq and is a predicted model, not a curated record. Gene Ontology annotation, molecular function: tRNA binding.
UGUGCGGUAAACAGAGACGUUUGAACGCACCAGGCGCCCUUAAUUUGCGUCAGCAAAACGCGCCGCCAUGUGCAAACUCACUCGACGUUGACAUUCUUGUUUAUGCGUAAUUGACAUUUUGCUUUACGCCCAAUUGAAUUUCAACUUUUUCUUUGAUUGAGGGGUGUUUAUAAAUAACAGUCGCGGGUCAGUUUCACAAUUUACGUUACGCCUUUUGCGGGAGGACUUGCAAAUUAACAAAUGGGUGAUGACGACAGCAUGAAGAGCGGUGACAACAAGCUCCUAAAUAAUCAUAGUCACAAUAACGCGAAUAAAACAGUGGACCGUGACAAAGAAGACGACGAAGCAACCGAGAAGCAACCUUUGUCCAAAAGGCAACGAAAGAAGCUUUUAAAGCAGCAGAAAUGGGAGGAGGAGAGGGAUCUGCGAAAGCAGAGGCGCAAGGACAGGAAACAUCAGCGCCGCCUCCAAAGACAAACUGACUGUCAAGAGAACGAGGGCGAAGACCACAGCAGGGCGAGGAAGCGUUUGCGGCGCGAGGUCACGCCCACCUCGCUCAGGCUGGUGGUAGACUGCAGUUUCGAUGACCUCAUGUUGACCAAGGAUGUGCACAAGCUUCACAAGCAGAUCCAGAGGUGCUACGCUGAAAACAGACGAGCCUGCCGACCAGUCCAGUUUUACCUGACAAGCCUCGGCGGACAACUUAAACAGAGUAUGGAUGAAAAAGACAAAGGAUGGAUCAACUGGAAGGAUAUCAGCAUUAAAUUUGAGCACUACAGCGAGGUGCUGGCCAAGGAGGAUGUGGUCUACCUGACGUCGGACUCCCCCAACGUGCUGACUGAACUCGACCCCAAAAAGGCGUACGUCAUCGGCGGGCUGGUGGACCACAACCACCACAAGGGGAUCACCUUGGAACGGGCUCAGGAUCAGGGGAUCUGUCACGCCCGGCUUCCCCUCAGCAGCUUCGUCCAGAUGAACAGUCGCAAAGUUCUCGCCGUCAACCACGUGUUCGAGAUCAUCCUGGCAUACGUGGAGAAAGGCUGCUGGCGGGACGCCUUCUUCUCCGUGCUGCCUCCGAGGAAAGGAGCCAAGGCCGUGGCUCCGGACCCGGCAGAUGGCGACCCGCGAGAUGAUGGACAAGAGGACCAAGCGCAGGCCCGCUCGGACCCUGAUGCGCCAACAAAGACCGACAAGUGAGCGGCAAACUCGUGCACCCAAAUUAUUUAUUGAGCUCGUUACGGGCUCCUUCCUUAGUUGGCUUGUUACCACGACUUGACCUUUUAUUUCCGUUUUGAUGACUUUUGCUUUCUCGUUGUGCCAAAUCGAUUUCAAAUCCAACCGUAUGACAUCAUGGAUGUAUUUAUGUUUAGCGAAAUGGUGAACAGGCACGUUAGAAAUGUUGGGGCCACGGUGAAUAAAGCUUUCAUUUUACAAGAAUGAAGUUGGAAUAAGCAAAACGGUUCUCAUUUUAGGACUAUUUCAUCAGAGGAAUGCAUUUUUCUCGUAAAAUUUACAACUUCUUUAAUAAAAUGAACUUGUUUUUGCUUACCAUACACUUUUAGUCUUAAAGAAAAAAAUCAUGAUAGUUCAAAUAGUAGCACAAAUUUAUUUUGGGACAAUUACGAUUGUUCAUCUUACGCAAAGUGCUGAUUUUUCUUCAUACUACAACUUUGUUGUUUUUUUUCUUUUUUUUUUUUCUACUACAACAAUGCUUGUAAUUCUUUUCCCCCCGACAACAUGAGAAUAAAACCUCUCACCCCAAUUUCUUUUGAGAAGAUAAAACAAGCUCCCUUCUUUAAAUAAUAAAAAAUGUCCAAUGAUAUUGUGAUUUUA